Molecule: messenger RNA, 1965 nt
Organism: Talaromyces stipitatus ATCC 10500
Lineage: Eukaryota; Fungi; Ascomycota; Eurotiomycetes; Eurotiales; Trichocomaceae
Exons: 2
Coding region: 1-1965 (654 amino acids)
Source: RefSeq, a predicted model, not a curated record
AUGAUUCCAGUCGGAGUUGCAGUGGCUCUCAUCGUUCUCAAUGUCCAAUCUCGGUUCCUGGGUUCCAAUAGCGAAUGGUCCAAUCUGUUUCAAUUCAUUGCCAAGUUGCACGAAAUAUUGAUGCAGAUCUCGAUCGCGACUGCGAUGCUGGGCUAUCAACAAUACCUGCUCACUCGGUCCAACUCUGCACUGCCGUUUGGUGCCAUAUUCUCUGCAUAUAACGCGACACAGGUGGGUUAUCUGUGGUCGGCCGAGUUCCGAGCCAGUUUGACGGCUCAGUUCCCACUGCUUCUCAAGACUGGGUUCUUGUUUUUUGUUCCUGCAAGUAUCCUACUUGCUUCUGCUGUCGGGCCUGCGAGCGCUAUUGCAAUGUUGCCUAGACUCGUCAAUUUUACCAUACCAGACAACCAAAUAGGACUGGAUCACACUUACAGUGAUCUCUUUCCGACGGCUUUUAAUCAACCUGGUGGGCUAUUAGAAAACAAUAUUCAGAAACAAAACGCACAAUCCCCUGCCAUUGGCUGGGAAUAUCUUCGAAACCUUCCCAGCGUGGGACAGGAUCAGCUCACGUUAGUCGGUUUGCAGAUGGCGACUGAGGACUUAGGGAAUGGAAAUGGCAGAUCUUACGACGUGAUGCCACCACUAUACACCGUCGAUGUGUUGAAUAAUAUCUGGUACACUCUUUCAUACUAUGAUAGAAUCAUAAGAACCUUAUCAGUUCAAUACGCCCCGAACAGUACCGUGGCUACUGUGCAACAGGUCCCAGUCGCAGCAGGCCUAUCCACGGCAGCUUAUAAUGCCCUCCGAGCAGUACCUGGUGAAGCCGCGAGGGGACAAGCUAGUAUUCAAAUCGCCCAUCCAUUUGUGAGCUCUAUCUGCAUGCUGAAUCCGGUUAUGAACGAGAGCGACACUCGUGCCAUCGAGUUCCCAGCAACUUUUCUCUCAACGAAUGCUACAGGGGUUGACACCAUACCUUACACUAAUAUCACUCGACAACAGCUGUGGCACCAAGUGCAGGAUCAAGGAGAAGGUCAGAUUAUCUGGGUGGACAAUGUAUCCUUUUCAACCGAGCGGACUUUAGGAGCCAUCGUUGUACAGCCGGAUUUCUGUGACAACGGCCAGAAAUAUCUCAGCAUGUCAGCAUGUGCAGUAAGUGGGCUCUGGGCCGACAUGACCGCCCAGAUCUUCGUUACGACCACGCACGAUAAGCGAGCAGAAAGCCUUAUAUCAAGGGACUAUCUGAACACGCUGCCACCGGCAGCAUCGUGGCCGGCAGUCUCUAUAUCGAAAGAAUGGGCGAAUAGCAUCACCUCCCAGAUUGCAAAUCAGAAUCGAACCGUGGCAGAUAAUCUUCUUAGGUCUCUCUUACUGACGGAGGUUGUGUGCCCAGUAAACGGUAGCUAUACCACCAACUCUACGAUGUCAGAUGCGUACCGGCCUAUGAUGCACGAAGCUAUUAUCUCCUCUCUAAUAGCAAACGGCAUGUCCUAUGCCGUAGGCAAGUUCAUAACAUCAGACACACGUCUCAAGAAUGGUGAUUUCCAAUGGAUCAAUUCAACCAACUACGGCGACGAGUCGAGGCCAGCCGGAUUCAUCAUGUCAUUCCAGUCCAGCGUUGAAGGUUAUGCCUGGAAUAUGGACGGAGUAGCCAUCAAAAUCGCCAUUCCGAUUCUUCUCAUAUACAUUCUAUAUGCAACCGGCUAUAUUGCAUACACUCUAGUCACGGGCCAUAGCACACGUGCUUGGGACACGAUGUCGAGCAUGACGGCUUUGGCGUUUAAUUCAAGACCUUCAAAGGUAUUGGAGAAUACGAGUGUGCGUAUUUCGCAGAUAGAGACAUUCCGGAAUUUGGUCAGUGUUCAGGAAGUAGAGUCAGAGCAGCGGUUGGAGCUGGUUUUUCAACAAGAUGAACAGGAUCGAGCUGGUUUACUUCGACGGGUUAGGGCUGGCAAACCAUAUUCAUAG